GUGCAAGCAGAUGUUUUGCCUCUGAAGCCAAUUCUCAGCGCAUUCGGACAAGGUAUUCUUUCACGCGAAGCCAACAAAGUGACGGCAAAGAGAAGAAACUGCCCCCUGGUACGGUCUGGAGUAGACAAAGACUGUUUAGUGACUGGAUAGUGAUUCACAGAGAAGAGAAGCGGCGACGAGCGCGAAGCAGCAGUUAAUUUCCCUACACCUGUGAUGCGUUGUUCUGAGCAACGAGGACGCACGAGCGGGAUACAGAUGGCCACAAAUCGGCACGAGGAUAUGUGUUGAGGAGAAGAAUUGGGCGUUGUAAAGAAAAGGCGUAAAGUGCCACAGUGGACACUCUCCGGACCUGCACCAGCCCAGUGCGCACUGCUCUUUCUCCGCUCUUUGCCUCUUGAAAGUUGGUUGAUUAAACCCCACCAAGAUGCCCUUACUUCUGGGCCCCUUUGUCCGCUCUAGACUCGGCGCUACGCUCCUCGUGGUCUGGCUUCUUCUCGACGGCUUCACCUGCUCUGGUUCAGAACACACUGCUACAUCUACGCUGCCCUCCUCCUUCACAGACCUGUUUCCUCACUUCCUGGUGGAGCCAGAGGACGAAUUCAUAGUGAAGAACAAACCGGUGACUCUGACGUGCCGCUCCACUCCAGCCACACAGAUCUACUUUAAGUGUAAUGGAGAGUGGGUGCACCAAGACGAUCACCUCAUCGAGAGAUCAGUGGAUCCAAACACAGUGCUGCCCGUUAUGCAGGUGACAAUAGAAAUCACCAGACAGCAGGUGGAGAAGGUCUUUGGACUGGACGAGUACUGGUGUCAGUGUGUGGCAUGGAGCACAACGGGAACCCAGAAGAGCCAAAAAGCCUACAUCCGGAUUGCUUACCUAAGAAAGAACUUUGAGGAGGAACCACAGGGUAAAGAGGUGGCAUUGGACCAGGAGGUGUUACUGCGCUGCCAUCCCCCCGAGGGAGUGCCACAGGCUGAGGUGGAGUGGCAGAGAAACGAGGAUGUUAUUGACCCAGUGAGCGACCCCAAUUUUUUCAUCACUGCUGACCAUAAUCUCGUCAUCAAGGCCCGGCUGGCGGACACGGGCAACUACACAUGUGUGGCCAAAAACAUCGUGGCACGCCGCAAGAGCACCUCAGCGACCGUCCUGGUCUAUGUGGACGGAGGUUGGAGCGAGUGGAGCAAAUGGUCAGCAUGUGGAGCAGACUGCUCCAUGUGGAGGACCAGAGAGUGCACCCAGCCCACACCUGGCACAGGGGGCAAAGACUGUCAGGGCGUCGACAUCCAGUCCCUCAACUGCACCAGCGAGCAGUGCCCCCAGACUGUGAGUGGAGCAGAAGACGUGGCUCUGUACGUGGGCAUGGUGGCAGUGGCUCUGUGCCUGACCCUGCUCCUGAUCGUGGUGGUCCUGGUGUACCGCAGAAAGAAGGAGGGUCUGGACGCUGAUGUGGCCGACUCGUCCAUCCUCACCACUGGCUUCCAGCCGAUGGGCAUCAAGCCCAGCAAGCCAGAAAAUUCCCAUUUGCUCACCAUCCAGCCUGAUCUAACCACAACCACCACAAGUUAUCAAGGCACGCUGCGAUCACGGCAUGAAGGCACAGGGAAGUUUUCCAUGUCCAACGGCCCACUCUUGGACCCACUCCCAAACGGAUCACACACGCUGCACAAUGGGAAGCUAAACCAGGAGCACGCAGAGUUUGUGAGUCGCCUGACCACUCAAACCUACUUUAAAACAUUGCCUCGGGACAUUGCCAACUCCUCCUAUGGAACGUUUAACUUUCUGGGAGGAAGACUGACCAUUCCCAACACAGGGAUCAGUCUGCUCAUCCCUCCCGAGGCCAUCCCCAGAGGCAAGAUCUAUGAGAUUUACCUCACCGUGCAGAGAAGGGAAGAUUUAAGGUUGCCUCUGGCUGGCUGCCAGACCCUGCUCAGUCCUGUGGUGAGUUGUGGUCCUCCGGGGGUGGUCCUCAGUCGCCCUGUGAUCCUCAGCAUGGACCACUGCUCCGACGCUUGCCUGGACAACUGGGCUGUGCGACUCAAGAAGCAGAACUAUGAUGGCGCCUGGGAGGACGUCCUGCUGAUGGGCGAGGAGCCGGUGGCAGAGCCCUAUUACUGCCAGCUGGAGGCGGAGACGUGCCGGCUGUUUGCGGAGCAGCUGGGCACCUUCGCUCUGGUGGGAGAGUCUCUUCACAUGGGUGCUGCCAAACGCCUCAGACUGGUGCUCUUCUCAGACGCCUACUGCUCCACACUGGAGUACAACAUCCGGGUGUACUGCAUGGAUGAUACGCAGGAUGUGUUCAAGGAGGUGAUGGAGAUGGAACGGCAGCUUGGUGGGCGCCUGAUUGAUGAACCUCACGUGCUGCUUUUCAAAGACAGCUACCACAACCUCCGUCUCUCCAUCCACGACAUGCCCCAGGCGCACUGGAGGAGCAAACUGUUGGCAGGAUACCAGGAGAUCCCCUUCUACCACAUCUGGAACGGGUCCCAGCGGUACCUGCACUGCACGUUCACUCUGGAGCGCCUGAGCCUGAGCACCUGCGAGCUCACCUGCCAGCUGUGUGUUUGGCAGGUGGAGGGGGAGGGCCAGACGUUCAGCCUUGACUUCAACAUCGCCAAGGACACCCGGGCGCUGGACUCAGAGUUUAUGCUCAUGGACAGUAGCAGCACAGCCCUGGCCGGUCCCAGCGCCUUUCAGAUCCCGUACCUCAUCAGACAGAAGAUCUGCAGCAGCCUGGAUGCCCCCUGCCCCAACGGAGCUGACUGGAGAAUGCUAGCACAGAGACUUAAACUGGAGAGACACAUGAGUUUUUUUGCAUCCAAAGCAAGCCCCACCUCAGUGAUCCUGGACCUUUGGGAGGCGCAGCAUUUCCACAGCGGCAACAUCAACCAGCUGGCCACUGUCAUGGCCGAUAUUGGCAAACAGGAAGCCAUGAUAUUCCUAGUCUCAGAUGGAGAGUGCUAACCCAAAAACAGUUGGAACUAUUGUUUAAAUGGGGAAAUGUUCAAGUCAAAAAUAAGUGUGUAAUGCCCAAAUGUUUUCUCUUUUGAAGAGAGUCAAUGCUUUUGUAGGGAUUCCCUGCCAUAACAGAACAAGCAUUUUAAAAUAACCAAAUGGUCAAGUCUGUUGUGUGAAAACUGUAUUCAUAAAACCAGUUCAGUAACAAAAAUAUUUCCAUCCUCAAAAUGCCAUUCAAACAUCCUGAGAAGCCUUCUGAAGAGUAGAGUAACUUGCCUUUAAAAAUGCUAUAUCGAGCAAUAUGCAAAAUCAUAUAUUUUCUAUGGCCAAUACAAUACUGCAAAUUAAAUGAUAUUAAGAAGGGGUGAGACGAUCAGGUUUUAGAUGAUUUAUGCAACUGGCAGUUUAUCCUGAAUCACUGUUUUUACAGAGGUCAUCAGGGUCUGUGAACUACUCACCAACACGGCUUUAGUCCAGGCCGCAGCUCUCAUGCAUUUGUAGAAGGUGCUGGUCUCUGCUUGUAGUGCAUCUGUUUUUGAAUGUCCAAUGACUAUUGCUACAGUAACAUUGUGGCAUCAUCUUAUAUGUUUAGUGUUGCUGCUCUAAUAGGAGUAGUGUAUUUUGUAUUCAACAUACAAAUUGUAUUAAUUAUUAAAUUAAAUUUAACAUUGAUGACAAAAUAUUUCCAAAACAUUUCCAAAUUAUGUUAAGACAAUUAUAGAAUUGCUUCUCUUGUAGAAUCCCAUUACUUAUGUGGUCAUAAUGUUAUGGUUCAUUGCUCUGUAAAUGGACAAUAAAUUUAGUCAAAAACACAUCACAAUGUUGUUGGAGCAGAACAUAUACUCUACCUUCCACAAAUAAUAAAGCACUUGCCUCCACUCAAGUGCCAACAAUUUCCUUCAAAUGAAUUGAGAUGAGAUGAUUUGGUUUGAAGCCUAAAGCCAUGUUGGGGGGUUGGGGAGGGGCACAGCGUUCGAUUUGUGGUAAAAGCUUAUUUCCACAUCAGAGAAAAUGCCUAUCUCUCAAGAAAAUUCAAGUGUCUCAUUCAUAACGUCACGCCGGUGCUCACAAAGAUGCUUUGAAAGUCCUUUUCAAGAAGUUAAUUUAGAAAAGGAAAAGCGAAAUAAUCCCAAAUUCUCAGUCACCACUGCUACCAUACAUGUCUAAUGUUCAAGGUUUUCUGUCAGAACAUUUGUCUGCUCGCUUGUCCAGUGACUCCUUUGAGAAGGUCUGAGCAAUCCUAAACUAGCCAUAGCUCUUUGUCUGUCUCAGGGUUGCAUGUGAAGUGUCUGUUCAGUAGAAAGAGCCUUCAGUGAAGUCCCAGCUUUAGUUCACCUCCAUCAGAAGCACCACGAAGAUUGUCUGAUAUCGGGAAUGUACAAGUGUCAUGUCAUAGGAGAAAAUCUUACACAGUUUCCUUUAAGUUGCUUUUUUAUGCAAUCUCACUCGUUUUUUAUAAUGAUUUAAACUACCUUGAGCAUUUUAUUAAUGUUAAUGUGGAGAUGCCAUUAAAAUGAAGGCGUCCACUUUCCUAAUGAUGCCCUGUUUCCAUAAAGUGCUGUUAUUGCCCAAACUAAAACUUUCCAUGAAAAUGAAAUGUCACAUUUAAAAUGUAAAUACUUUUUAUAUAGCAGCCAUGUGCUGUCACUUUGCAUACUGUAUAUCAGCAAAUUGGUAACCAAAGUCCACCACAUCCUCCCUUUUACAUUCACAUGUCACAGUAAAGAGUCAAUAGCUGUUCAUUUCUGUGUCAAAACACCAUUUGUGUGCAGGAAUCUGUUUAUUUUAUGACUUUGUAAAGAAAUGUAUAUUAUAUUUUAAUAUGAAGCCAAAAAAAGACACUUAAGUGGUGCAGCAUUUGUCAAGUCAAAUUGUGACGUGUUUGCCUAUAUCCUGUUCUUUGGCGAUCCAGCGGUGAAGACUUUCUGCAGUGUUAAGGAUUUAGAGACUGUUUUACAAGUUUCUACACAUUUCAUUGCAUCCUUACUCUGUAUAUGUCUGAUUAUUUGUAUAACUGUUAGCAUCUACAAAUGAACCCAAUGCUUCAUGAGUCACUGCUAGGGAUGUGUGAGCUAAAGGACAGAGCUGGAUGCUGACAGCAGCGACGCAGCGAGUCUGCAGCCAUGGCAGAUGUACAGUCAGACUGUGUGUUCUCACCCCUGUCAUUGUCUUGGAUGUGUUGUCUAAGCACAUUUAAGUAAUGUAAUUCACCAGCGCAGGAUGUUCAGCCUCUGCUCACGUCUCACAUGCUCUGCUCAGACUGCUGAUCAAACCUGGGCAGGAACACGUCACUUCGCUUUUGUUUAAGGGGUCGUCAUCUCACUCCAGUGUGGGGGAAUAAUCCAUCUCACUCUAUUGUCUGCUCUGUGUCAUUAAUAUUCAGUGUCUAUGAUGUGUGUUUGAGGGAGUUUGGGUUUGUGCCAAGCUCUGGUCACUGACUAAACUAAACUUUUCUAGUUUUGAAGUCAAAUCAGUAUCUUCUGUACCUGUGGAUGUUUCUCUUUUGUUCCAGGAUUCAUGUUUCUUGCCUUUCUGCAAGUCAAAAAUGCUGUAUUUAUUACAUGCCACAGCGCUUAUGCAAUUGUAUAAUCCUUUUCUGUUUUUUAUUUGUUUUUUAACCUUUUGUGUUUCUUAUUGUUGAUGUAAAUUGUUGUCAGAACCUUUUGUGGCAAUGGAAAACUUCUGCUAAAGGAGAUUUUCUGUACCUUUUGGACAAUGAUAUGGAUUUGUGGGUAGAAUUUUGAAAAUUCGUUUCUAAGUGCUUUCAAGUAUUUACUUGGCCUUAUGUAUAUAUCUAUCUAUGACAUUUCAGAAAGGUAUGUAUAGUAAUUCAACCUGAAAUCGGUGUAAAUAAAUUAUAUAUUGU
This is a messenger RNA of Boleophthalmus pectinirostris (great blue-spotted mudskipper), 5822 nucleotides long. It is a transcript of the gene unc5a, whose product is annotated as unc-5 netrin receptor A. Gene Ontology annotation, cellular component: membrane. Gene Ontology annotation, biological process: netrin-activated signaling pathway; anterior/posterior axon guidance. Lineage: Eukaryota; Metazoa; Chordata; Actinopteri; Gobiiformes; Gobiidae. The record is from RefSeq and is a predicted model, not a curated record. Gene Ontology annotation, molecular function: protein binding; netrin receptor activity.